AGUAUAUCGCAGUUAAUUGAAUAGAAUGUGUGAAUAGAUGUUUUGCGUAUCUAAAUUGAAUAACAAAAAAUGAAACUUUUAAUAUUCUUAUUGUCGUGUACUUUUGGCCACAGUGCAAAAAUUUUGGGGUUUUUUGCCAUUCCUUCUAUUAGCCAUCAGAUAAUUUUUCAGCCAGUUUGGAAGGAACUUUCACUGAGAGGCCAUGACGUCACAGUAAUAACUACUGACCCUCUCAAAGAUCCAAAUUUGACAAAUUUGACAGAGAUAGACACUUCGCGUAUGUACGGCAGGCUUUUUGAUAUGGGUUGGCCUCAUAAGGCCUCUUCAGCCAAUAGUAUCUUUGGCAGAGUCGCGUUUUUGUGUGAUAUAACAUCAGGCGUUGUCGAGGAACAACUUGGAGAGGUACUAAGUCUUCUGAACAAAGGAGAGAAGUUUGAUUUGGUUCUGGUUCAAAUAUCUUACAACCUCAAUUUGGCUUUAGCAGCGGCUCAUGCUUUUGGAGAACCUCCUGUUGUUGGAAUCUCCUCACUGGGACUAUUCCUCCACUCUCACGAUGCCCUCGGCAACCCAACUCAUCCAAUCGUAUCACCCGACAUGAUGCUCAACUUCUCCGGCAAAUUAUCAUUCUUCGACAAGGUCCAGAGUUUCCUGUACAACAUUUGGUACAGGAUGUUCUAUUACUGGUACGCGCUUCCUAAGGCAGAUAAGAUCGCUAGGAAGUAUUUUGGAGACGACAUGCCUUACUUGGGAGAUCUGGAGAAAAAUAUUAGUUUAUUGUUAUUAAAUGUGAAUCCCAUUAUACAUAAUGUAAGGCCGAAUGUUCCGAAUGUGAUUGAGAUUAAUCAAAUGCAUAUAAAAAAGAGGAAACCGUUACCUAAAGAUAUACAAGACUACCUAGACUCCGCUCCACAAGGAGUAGUUUACUUCAGUUUGGGAUCAAACGUGAAGAGUGCCAAUUUGACUGAGCAAAUAAGGAAAGAAAUUGUUGCUGGUUUGGGAGCACUACCUUACAAAGUUUUAUGGAAAUGGGAGACUGACUAUCUUCCUAAUAAACCUGAUAAUGUAAUGACUAAGAAGUGGUGCCCUCAACAGGAUAUUCUCGCUCAUCCAAAUAUUAAGGUGUUCGUUAUGCAGGGAGGAUUGCAAUCUAUAGAAGAAGCUAUAACCUUAGAAGUACCUCUAGUAGGAAUGCCUUUUGUUACUGACCAACCCUCUAACAUCAAACGAAUAGUAGAACUAGGACUGGGUGUUAAAGUCGACCACAAAACCUUGACGAGGGACAUUCUUAAGGAUGCUAUUAUGGAGGUAGCCCAGAAUCCAAAAUACAAGGAAGAAGUUAAAAAGGCAAAAAGUAUACUAUUGGACCAGCCCAUGAAGGGAGUGGAAAAGGCAGUUUGGUGGAUAGAGUACGUCAUCAGACACAAAGGAGCCAGACAUCUGAGAAGUCCAGCGGCAGAUAUGACGUUGUUGGAGUACUUCAUGGUCGAUGUUGUACUAUUUUUGUUGACAUGUGUUGUAGUUGCUUUGUACUCUGUAUAUAAAUUAUUGAGCGUACUAAGAGCGAUGUUAAGGAGUUCACAGAAGAUUAAAAAGCAAUAGUUUUCAAUUCUUUCUAAACUAGUAUUAAUUUUUUUUAAUGUGUUCCUUAUAAGUUACUUUGUAAGUAAAAUAAAUAAAUACAUAUUUUUAAAUUAAA
Messenger RNA from Diabrotica virgifera virgifera (western corn rootworm), 1696 nucleotides. Its product is annotated as UDP-glycosyltransferase UGT5. Bases 70 to 1599 code for a protein of 509 amino acids. The transcript is spliced from 5 exons. NCBI's taxonomy places the organism in Eukaryota, Metazoa, Arthropoda, Insecta, Coleoptera, Chrysomelidae. Gene Ontology annotation, molecular function: UDP-glycosyltransferase activity. The record is from RefSeq and is a predicted model, not a curated record.